AUGAAUUCAUAAAAAUCUAAUAAGACAGACAUACUUUCAAAGGUUGCUUAAUUAGUGAAGAAAUUAUAGCAUAGAGAAUUACCACAUAAGAUGAUCGAAGCAGCGGUAUUGUCUCGUAAAACAUCGGUUCCAAAAAAUACAAAAUUGCUUCUUUAAUAGGAACAUAUUGUGAAAUAAAUUACUAUUACUCAAAGGGCCAAAGGGAAAUAAUAGAACUAAAAUUAAUGUUAAUCUCAUCACGAAUUAUAUAACGUAGAACUAUUAAGAAGAAGUCCUGAAUAAAAAGAGUAGAAAACAGAGGACAACUAAGAAUAAAGGUUUGUGUAGUAGAAGCUUCCGUAAAUCAAAUCGUAGAAAGGCUUUUCAAGAAGCUCUAAAAACAUUGCCCCCAUAUAAAAAAAUGUGAUUAUCAGCUAUUAAACAGCUACUAAUAAUAGCAUCACUUAAAUAAGCAACAUACAAAAUACAUCCAAUCAACAAUAAGACACUAAGCCUACUAUCAAAGUCAAUAAUUUUAACAAUGUGGCAAAUCUACUUUAAACAACCACUGUCUUAAGCAAAUAACCCAAUUCAAAUGAAACCGAAAAGAAAUCUUAAGCAAUCAUCUCCUCAUUAUAAUAACCACUACCAAAGCAAACAGCAAAAAGAUUGCCAAUACCAGAUUCGAGUAAUUUAUCUCUAAGUGGAUGGACAGACCGAUCCCCUAUAAAUUGA
Messenger RNA from Paramecium tetraurelia, 714 nucleotides. RefSeq lists its product as uncharacterized. NCBI's taxonomy places the organism in Eukaryota, Ciliophora, Oligohymenophorea, Peniculida, Parameciidae. The record is from RefSeq and is a predicted model, not a curated record. The transcript has a single exon.